AUGUCUGGACUUCCUACACGACGUGUGACCCGGGCCACCGCGCGGCCCACCGUCCUCAAGGAUAAGGAGAACGCAACAGCACGUAAUGGCCGUACAGCAGCAUCCCGCGCGAAACCCCCUUCCACACAAGCCGCCUCAGAGAAACCAGAGAACAUUAAACCCGCGGGGUUGUCCCGCGUUACCGCCUCCACGGCAGCCACCAGGGCCAAGUCGGCGGGCGUAGCAGGCUCCAAGGUGGACCCUAGCACCCAGAUUAAGCGCAAGCGCGAGGCCUUGGGCGAGGUCCCCAAACCACCAGAGAACAGGGCGGGACCCGCAGACGCCGGCGCCGGAGCGUUCGACUUCAAAGGCAAGGAGAAGGUCAAGGAAGUGAAGGAAAAGUUCGAAGGCGUCGUGGUCAAGCAGACGACGACUACGACGACGGUUGCUCGUAAGCCUAUUCGCACCGUCGUUGAUUCCUCUACGACAACCACCGCGAUAGCAACUUCAACAACACGUCGCACGCGCACCACCAUCGCCCCGUCCCAGUCACAACUCAAGCCCCUACGAGAACAUGAUGAGGAUGCCAUGGCGGUUGACUCCCAUCCCGUCGCUCCUAUUCCCUCACCAAAACGCUUCGUCGCUGCUCGUGAGGAGAAGCGUACUGGCAUCCCCGCACAGUCCCGCGUGCCCCGGCGUGUCACAAGGCCACAGAGUCGCGAAGUGGACGAGGAGGAGGCGCACCGCGCAUUCAAGAAGCGGCGCACAUCUUCAGACGUCCCCGAGGUCGAAGCUCUUCACGAGGAAGAGGUUGAGAACGCAGUGGCGCCCGGAGAAGCCGAUCCAAAUGGCGACGAGUGGGACGACCUGGAUGCCGAGGACGAUGAUGAUCCCCUCAUGGUUAGCGAGUACGUCGUCGAGAUCUUUGAGUACCUUAAAGUGGUCGAGCAAGAAUCGAUGCCCAACCCCAAGUACAUGGCGAACCAGAAGGACCUCGCAUGGAAGAUGCGCGGAGUCCUCACGGACUGGCUGGUUCAAGUACAUUCUAGGUUCCGCUUGCUCCCCGAAACCCUGUUUCUCUGUGUCAACAUCAUCGAUCGUUUCCUCUCCGCUCGCGUUGUCUCGUUGGCAAAGCUGCAGCUCGUGGGGAUCACGUGCAUGUUCAUCGCCGCCAAGGUUGAAGAGAUCCUUGCGCCUUCGGCGAGCAACUUUCUCUACUGCGCCGACUCGUCAUACACCGAGACCGAGAUCCUCCAGGCCGAGCGUUAUGUCUUGAAGACCAUCGAGUGGAACCUCAGCUACCCGAGCCCCAUCCACUUCCUCCGCCGGAUCAGCAAAGCUGACGACUACAACAUUCAAGUGCGGACAAUUGGCAAGUAUCUGCUCGAGAUCCAGUGCCUCGAGUGGCGCCUCAUCGCCGCUCCCCCGUCCUUGCUGGCCGCUGCGGCUAUCUGGUUUGCGCGCUUGAUCAUUGGGUUUACGGAAUGGACCCCGAACCUUGCGCACUACGCCUCAUACCGGGAGAGCGACCUUAUCCCGACGGCAAACUUGAUGCUUAACUAUGUGCUCAAGCCGGUCGAGCACGAGUCGUUCUUCAAGAAGUAUGCGUCCAAGAAGUACAUGAAGGCCAGCGUCUUCGUGCACGAUUGGGCGCGUGAGCACUGGGCAGAGAACGCGCGAGUGGACUUAGCUUCAGAACUUCCGGCGCUGAAAGAGGUUCUUCGCGAGCGACGUGAACAGGAAGAACGACUGCUAGCGGCGCAGGAUGCCAACGGAUACGACAAGCACCAUCCUUAG
Molecule: messenger RNA, 1776 nt
Organism: Epithele typhae
Lineage: Eukaryota; Fungi; Basidiomycota; Agaricomycetes; Polyporales; Epitheliaceae
Product: cyclin-like protein
Exons: 5
Coding region: 1-1776 (591 amino acids)
Biological process (GO): G2/M transition of mitotic cell cycle; regulation of cyclin-dependent protein serine/threonine kinase activity
Cellular component (GO): nucleus; cytoplasm; cyclin-dependent protein kinase holoenzyme complex
Molecular function (GO): cyclin-dependent protein serine/threonine kinase regulator activity
Source: RefSeq, a predicted model, not a curated record